AUGGAACAAGAUACCAGACCUCUCCAAUCACCCUACGCAGGUCCACAGGCUGUACUCUAUUUUGGGAACAAAUCGGUACCCUUGAGAUUGCCUCUUGAUAUCUUGAAACCCUAUGAGGAGCUGACCCGUCAAAUGAAGGACGGAGGGGGUGGUCUAUUUGGGGGAUCUCAUUGUACAGACUUUGCGCUGACUGACAUACCUUAUGGCGCGGGGCAUGUUAUCGUUCACUUCCUCAUGACUGGAACUUACCAAUGCCUUAGCUCAACGCGUGAUGCCCUAAAAGGAAGAAAACUUCCCGAACUUCACGAUCUUGCUCAACAGCAGGUCGCCAAACUUGGACAGCAACUUGAUCUCCUAACGGUCAUCAGCGUCAUCGAAGACUGUACCGUUGGAUAUCUGCAAUUCAGAAUCCAGUCUUUUACCAAAGACGCCACUGAGAUCGAAGCUAAAGACAUGCUGGCGAGGAUGGAGACUCCCCAAACGCUAAGUAAAAUCCUGCUGAAGAGUCUUAUCCUAAUGAAGCUCCCCACCGAGCCCAAACCAGAAGAUGAGACUGACGAGAAGACGAACAAUGUAUCUACAGAGAGGGAUAGCGUGCAGCUGGCAAAGGAAGCCAUCCUGGGGACUGAAGACGCCUACAAAAGAGCUCAAGAGCGAGCUGAGCGUGAAACUCAAGAAGCUGAGGAGAUAAGGAGGGCCAAAGAACAAAGGCAGCAGAUUAUAAGAGACAAGCUAGAGCUGCGUGAGCUCGAAGAUAUGAAAGCCAGAGACGGAAAGCUAUCCCAAUCUAAGAGACGAAGGUUGUCCCAACUUCGAGAAGAGGAAGCAGGGAGAGCUCACAGAGCCUCUAAUACCGAGCCCAAACAACCUGCCGAACAGGAGCCACGGGAUGAACCUGUAGCAGUACGUUCUGCCCUGAUCAGGCAAGAACAGCCUGCCAACUCCGCGGUCGAAUUUACUAAUGGAUCUGAUUCUGCGAAUAAAACAUGUAUGUGA
Molecule: messenger RNA, 996 nt
Organism: Fusarium coffeatum
Lineage: Eukaryota; Fungi; Ascomycota; Sordariomycetes; Hypocreales; Nectriaceae
Exons: 4
Coding region: 1-996 (331 amino acids)
Source: RefSeq, a predicted model, not a curated record